UGGGAUACAUGUGUAGCUAUGCGUUAUCUCCCUUUCAUAACGUUUUCAUUUACACCUUUCCCGCGUAUCGAUUAUUGAAGAAACGAAACUGAAACCAAGCAAGGUAAAAUAAAAAAGGAACAGAUGUCUGUAAUGCCACCUAAAUUAUAUCAUGGAUGUGGAAGAGGGGUGUUUGGUCUUAAACAAUGGGAUAAACCACUACGUAGACCAAGAGUGUUGAUUCCAGAAACCAAUCAAGGAGAAAAUAUAAAAAGUCCUGAUGCACUAAAAAGUCCAGAGAUUAAAUGUGGAGACUGGGCUAAUUAUGCUGACAAAACAGAUGAAGUCAAUUUAAUUCCAAAUCAGAAUUUAGUAGUGAAAUACAGUUAUAAAGCUAAUGCAGACAGUCCAUUAGGAGAACCAGAGCUUACCGUUACACAAAAAGAUACGGCUAUGUUUAUAUCAUAUCAUCAAUAUAAUAAUCUGUGGUCUAAAAUUAGAAGUUCUGACGGAAGAGUAGGAUAUGUACCAACGUCAUAUGUCAUGGCAGUAGAGGAAGAAGUAACAGCAUUACCAUGGUUAAAGAAACCUGAGCCAGUCAAACAAGAGGAAGCGCAAUUUAAACCCUACAAGUCAGCCUAUGCUAAGAAUGGCCCUGCAGAAACAGAUGCUGAAAAAGAAGAUAAUUUGAAAAAGUAUUACUGUGAUGUGUGUCAAAAACAGCUAAAUGGACCUCAGCCUUUCAUAGCCCACAUGAAUAGUAAAGCUCACAAAGAGGAGGUGGAAGCCCAACAAGAUUAGAAAAUUUCAAACAAUGUUUUUUUUUAGAAUAUGAACAUUUUCCUCCAGGACAGGAGUUUGUUAAGACUAUUGGCAGGGAUGUCUUAUUAGAUAUUAUGAUCUUCAAGAACAAUUAAUUUUAGCUUUUUCUUAUUUUUGCAAUUUUAAAGGUUCAUUUUGUACAUGUAUAAGUUAGCUUUUGCUGUUUGUAUUGAAAUGUGUUUUUUUCCCAUAUAUAUAAUCUGUAGAUAUUGUUCACAAACAUAAAGACAGAGUUGUUUAUUCGUUAUAUAUGUGAACUUUUGAUGUAUUGGCUUAUCUUAAUAAGAUCCAAGAUAUCUUGCCUUGAGUUUUUUCUUCAAAUAGAUCCUUUAACUGUUUUGUUUUUUGUUGUUGAUCAAACAGAAUAAAAAAGGCAAACUUUAAAAAUUACUAAUGUUUAUAAAUUACAUCUAAACCAAAUUAAACUUUAAAAAUAAAUGAUUGCAUCUUUUUUAUAUGUUGCAAAGCUGUGGGAUUUUUCACUAGUGCUAUUUACUUUUACAAUUUAUUAAUAUGAUCAAAUAGUGCUCUGAUCCGUGUGAUUUAUGUGUUUUAACCCUCAUCAUGUAGCACUCAUGCACAUAUGAUGUUUAAUAGAUUUAAUUGCCUUAAUAUUUUAUAAUUCAUUUGAAAAUUGGUAAUGGUAUUAAAAAUUUUGUUUAAAUAAUUGUUGUUUAUCAUAGGGAUGGGUUUAUCAUUAUUAUCUACCAUUUUUGAUGACUAAAAUAUUACUCAUUUUGAAUAUGGAAAAAAGCAUAGAGUUGGCGGACAGACUUUUUUUUUUUAAAUUUUAGAAAAAUUUCCAGAUGUAUAAAAUUUUCCAUUUCGUUUUGCAUUAGAUUUAUGCCUCCUUUUAUUGAUUGAUCUCACCAAUAACUUAUAGAUGUUAAAAAGAUCUCAAAUUAAAAAAAUAUAUAAGUUUUCUCCAAAUCAUGACUACAUGUGGAAAGGGUUAAAGGAAGGUGCAAUUCUUGCAUGUAUUGUCUUGCAUGAUCAUCAAAUGCCUUUUUGUAUUUUUUUUACCUAAUUUGUGCUUUUUCUCAUAUAUGAUUUUCUGUCUCACAUUAUUUUUGUUUUUGUUUUUCAUAUGCUAUUUAUUGGUGUUUAGGAAAUGCAUAAUAUCUCACAUUUUAUAUACUGCAAGUAUUAUCACUGCUUUCUAACAUAGGUAAUGUUUUCAUACUAGAGUGAUAUUAAAACACAUAAUUUCAGUGGCAUAAGUUGAUUUAUUUUCUGUUAUAUGAUAUGACCACAUACCAAUUUUAUGAUUUGACAUUCCAAACAAUUGUUUCUCUUGUUAAGAUUCAGUUAUGUUUGCCUUAUUUUUCCAAUCUUUAAUUAUUCCUGUAACUUGUAUUGAUUAUGUAUGCAUAAAUGUUCGAUAGUUAUUAAACCCUGUAUAGAGAUACCAUUAAAAAUGUAUAACCUGUUUGAACCUGGUCAACAUGAAUUUGUUUAGUUUUAGAAAUGAAAUAGAAAGCUGUAAUACACAACUUUAGGUGCUAAUUUAGAAGUUUUUUCCAUACAUUUUUUAAGCGAGUUUUGUAGAGUGGAUUAAAAUGCGCAAAAUGCAUACAAAUAAUACUUUCAGAUUUGUUUUUAUUUUUGGAAUCUCCACCUGGAAAAAAUUAAGAAUUGUCCAAUAACACUCUUUUAAUGGUACAGAAUGUAACAUAGGGUUAUUUUAGAUUUUUCAUUAAAUUGUGUCACAAUGUUUUGUCCUAUCUGCCACUAUGUAAAGUGGAUGUCACCACAUAUCAUACAUGUCAUAUCGUGGCAGCUUAUAUUUAUAAUAAUGAAAUAUCUUCAUUAAAUGACUUUCUAUAUCACAUAUAACAUAUCUGGGUAAGAGUGACCAGACAGCCUUUUAGAUUAUUAGUAAAAUUAACCUGAAUUUGAAGGUUGGAGAUUUAACUAUUUUUGCAUUUAACAACCCAAAUGAUGGCUCAUACCUCAGACAAUACUAUAUAAAUAUACAAGUUACUUAUAUGGAACAAACUACCAUUUAUGUUGUGAAUGUUGUAAUUGUAAUUUAGUAAGCUUAUAUUGUACUGUUUGUGCCAUGAUUUGUAGUGUAAUUUCCCAUACAUUUGAUAAAUUUAUCACUAGUUUUAGUCCUGUUUGUAUGUUGUCAAUUCACUUUUUUUUUCUCAGGUAGCCUUAGAUCAAUUAUUUUGAUAUUUUAGCAGUCUGACUUUUGAUAGAAAAUAAUGUUUGAUGACCAGGAUAUGUUAAAUCCAUUUAUUCCAAUUGCCUCAUUGUUGAUUGUAUGUACAUUUUCAUGGUAUCCAUAGAUCAAACCAUUGUAUAGAUAUUCGAAUAUUUUAAAUUUGGACAGAAAGGAACAAAAAAUAUGAUGUAAAUGGCAGAUGAAAGAUGUUAGAACUCCUAAAAUAGUAUUUUAUUGAUUGCUGAAAAUGUACAAACCAAAUAGUGCUUGUGUAGAAAAAAAAAACAGUCAAAGAUUGACAGAUUUUUUUUCAGGUUUGACCAUAUGCUUUUUCUUGCAAAAUAUUUAUAAAGUUUUGAAAUUAUAAAAUGAAGAAACUUCCAUUAUACAAUGAUGCAUUAGGCAAAUAAUUGUAAGAUUUUCUAGUCAUUAAUGUACACAGUAGAAGCUUUUCCUUUUUUGAAUUAAUAAAUUUGAUGUUUUUACA
Messenger RNA from Mytilus trossulus (common blue mussel), 3458 nucleotides. RefSeq lists its product as uncharacterized. Gene Ontology annotation, molecular function: nucleic acid binding; zinc ion binding; protein binding. The record is from RefSeq and is a predicted model, not a curated record. Bases 124 to 780 code for a protein of 218 amino acids. The transcript is spliced from 5 exons. NCBI's taxonomy places the organism in Eukaryota, Metazoa, Mollusca, Bivalvia, Mytilida, Mytilidae.